AAAAGUAGUACUUGUGGAGUUUUCAUAGGUGGUGAAAACAUGAUGGAAACAGUAAUGAAGAUGAGAUUUAAAAGCUGUCUUUUCUUCCUAGUUACGGUGUAUUCAGGAAAACUCUUUGCAGAAGAUAAGCCCUGUGAUUUACCACACAUAGAAUAUGGAAAGAUUGCCCAGUACUAUUAUAGUUUCAAAAAUUACUAUUUCCCAAUGCGUAAGGGGAAAAAACUUUCGUAUUCUUGUGUGGUUGGUUAUACAACUGAAACUGGGACUCAAGAUGGAAGAAUAACUUGUACAGCAAAAGGAUGGUCUCCAAUGCCGCAAUGCUACACUGCCUCUUUUCAUUUAGAAAAAUGUAACAAGCCUCCUUUGGAAAAUGGCAUUUUUUAUGGUACAGAAAUGUACUUCAAAAUACAUGAGGAGCUGCAAUACAAGUGUAAUCCAGGCUACCAUACUCCAAGUGGUGGUACUGAAGAUGCAGUACAAUGUUGGCCAGAAGGAUGGUCCUCCCAGCCAAGCUGUACUAAAAAAUUUGAGUCCUGUCAAGUACCCGAUUUACAUCAUGGCAGCUACUUCACAUUCCAAAGAGAGCUUCAAUUGAAUGAAACACUGCUAUACAAAUGUGACGAGGGAUAUUAUACUGCAGGAGGAAAUAGUACAGAAGAAGCAGUGUGUCUGGCACAUGGGUGGUCCCUUACUCCAAACUGCACUAAAAUAACUUGCUCCUUUUUGAGCGCAAUAUCACAUGGAGGUUUCUAUCCUGUGAAGAAAAUCUACGAAGAGGGAGACGUAGUUCACUUUUACUGUGAGGAAAAUUAUUCUGUCAGUGAAUCUGACCUAAUUCAAUGUUAUUAUUUUGGAUGGCAUCCAGACCCACCAGUGUGUGAAGAUGUAAAAAAUAAAUGUCCUCCACCACCACUUCCUCCUCAUGCCCAUAGCAUCACAAUUAGAAGAACAUAUCAUAAUGGGGACAAAGUUCGUAUACAGUGUCAAGGUACCUUUGAAAUUAGAGGAUCAGAGGAAAUCCAGUGUGAAAAAGGAAAAUGGACAUCACCACCUAUUUGUAUUGAAACUAUGGGUAAACGGGGAUCUGAGGCACCACCAUCACUUGAGACAGAUACAGCAAUAGCGACGAGGAAAACAUAUCUCAACGAAGAUACAAAAAUGCAGCAAGACUGUACCUCUCCACCUGUAAUUAAAAAUGGUGUUGUUCUUGGUCCGUUAUUGACAAGAUACAAAAAUGGUUCCUCAGUAGAAUAUGGUUGUCAGCGUUACCAUGUUUUGGAUGGACCUAGUAAUGUUUACUGCAAACAAGGAAGCUGGACAGAACAACCAACCUGCUUAGAACCGUGCACACUUAAUGUAACUGAUAUGAACAGCAACAACAUAGAGUUGAAAUGGAGACAGGAAGAAUUAAUUUUCCUACAUGGAGAUCUUGUAGAAUUUGACUGUAAGCAGGGAUACAAUUUUUUCCAGACCAUAGUACCAUCUCCUGGGAGGACACAGUGUAACCAUGGCAGACUGAAAUACCCGAAAUGCAUUAUGCAAGCUCCUACUGAAAAAUGUCGGUCUCCACCUUCUAUUGCAAAUGGAGCUCUUACUCUGCCACCCCUUACCCAGUAUGACAAUGGUUCUUCAGUUCAGUAUAGCUGCUCUGACUAUCAUUUUUUGCAAGGAUCUGAAAGAAUCUACUGUUCUGAAGGACAGUGGACUUCACCACCGGUUUGUAUAGAGCCAUGUACUCUGUCAAAAAAUGAAAUGGAGAAAAAUAAUGUGCUGCUGCAAGCAUUCUAUAAUAAUCAAAUUUACUUUUACCAUGGGGAUUAUGUCGGAUUUUACUGUAAACAGAACCAUUUUGGAGCAGAAUCUGGUGCAACUUUAUUUCAAGUACAGUGUAAGAGGGGACAGCUGGUGUACCCAAGAUGUGUGGAAGGAAGAAGAGCAGCCUGUGAAAACCCACCUCCCGUUGACUUUGGAGAAAUUGUGGAUGAGCUUAAAUCAGGAUAUGAGGAAAGUGACAGAGUGCAGUAUGUGUGCAACCCUGGAUACACUUUAUCAGGAUCAGAAUGGGUAAUAUGCCACAAAAAUAUCUGGGUACCUGGACCACCACUGUGUUUGGGAUCGGUAACAGCAGUGCUCUGGAAUUCAAUAUUCUCUGUUUGUUGUGUUGCUGCACUAUUGUUCUUAACUGCUCCUCUCUUUUCAGAUGCCACCUGUGGAGCUGCACCUGAAAUUCCCAAUGCUCAUAUUACUAGUGCUCAACAGGAGAGAUAUCUGCCCGGUGCUCGAGUGCAGUAUGAAUGUGAAAAGAAUUUUCAGAUGAUAGGUGGAAAUUAUGUCACUUGUACAAAUGGAGAAUGGUCACAAGCACCGCUGUGCAGAGAUGUGACAUGUGAACCUCCUCCAGAAAUUCCUGGUGGCAAAGUUCAAGGUGUUAAAAAGUCACGGUAUUUGCCUGGGGAGAAUGCUCGCUAUCAGUGCUGGCAAGGUUUUGAGAUGACUGGAGAUCCCACCAUAGCAUGUCAGCAUGGGACCUGGACAGAGCGGCCAAAGUGCAAAGGGAAAGGUGGGAAAUGUGGGCCACCUCCAGUUAUUGAAAAUGGAGACCUCCUUUCCUUCCCCAUGCGAGAAUAUGCCCAAGGUGCAGUGGUCAAAUACAAAUGCCCAAAUCUCUACGUCCUGGAAGGAUCUGAGAGUAUUACCUGUACUGACGGGCAGUGGACAAACCCCCCAGUUUGCCUCGUGGCCUGUACAGCAUCUGAAGAAGACAUGGACAGAAACAGUGUUGAGUUGAAAUGGAUCUUCAGAAAAAAGCUGUAUUCCAGAUCGGGCGACUUUAUUGAGUUUUGCUGUAAAAGAGGAUAUGUGUCAGACCCAGCAUCUCCCCCCUUCCGAGUACAGUGUGUAGAGGGGAAACUGGAAUAUCCACGAUGCAAGCCAGGCAAGAAUUGUACCAUAGAUGAGGAGAGUUUGGAAAGCAACAAGAUUCAACUACAGUCUUCAAGUUCAUUGAGGACCUAUCUUUCUGGGGAUUAUAUUUUGUUUGAAUGCAAAUGGUGGCACCGGCAAACGUCACGCCCUGAGACAUUCAGAGCAGCGUGCAUGGAUGGAGUGAUUAAGUAUCCUACGUGUGAACCAAGAUUUGGAUAAAUGGAAACGGCAUGAAGGAGCCCAGCUCUGGAAAUGAAAGAUCUCUCAACCAACCCACAGAUUUGAGCUCAGUUUUGCCUGAAGUUUCCUGUUUCGCUGUGCUCUGUUUGCAGUGUAGCCAAUGUUCUGUCUUGGAAUUUGAUUCUUCUUAAUCUUUUAUUGUUGGAUAAUUAUGUUUUCAUUUUUUACACAAUUUUAUGCCGUUUUAACAUUUUGUUAAUGUGUUUACAUUUUAUCCGUUUGAAUGGUUGUUCUUACAUUUUAUCUAUUCCGUAUCGGUCUCUCUGUUAUUUUCUAUUGACACUUGUGUCCUGAGACAGGCAGGCUUUGGUGGCCUCCAGAGACAAGAAUUAAAGCUCACAGGUAAUUUGA
Cuculus canorus (common cuckoo) is the source of this 3516-nucleotide messenger RNA. RefSeq names its product coagulation factor XIII B chain. The coding region runs from base 40 to 3144 and encodes 1034 amino acids. The transcript is spliced from 18 exons. NCBI's taxonomy places the organism in Eukaryota, Metazoa, Chordata, Aves, Cuculiformes, Cuculidae. The record is from RefSeq and is a predicted model, not a curated record.